Molecule: messenger RNA, 669 nt
Organism: Candidozyma haemuli
Lineage: Eukaryota; Fungi; Ascomycota; Pichiomycetes; Serinales; Metschnikowiaceae
Exons: 1
Coding region: 1-669 (222 amino acids)
Source: RefSeq, a predicted model, not a curated record
AUGCUUAGAUCCAGAGUUCCUAUCAGAGCAUUGCAUAACACUGUCAGAGCGUUCGCCAAGAACGACCCUUCCACCAUCGACUCCUACAGAUUGCCUUCGCAGACGUCUAUCAAUGAAUGGGAGUUCAAGUACGACUAUAUCCCCAAGGUGAGCCAGCCAAAGAUCCCUCCAGUGUCGCCAGAGGCUGUGAAGCAGGACAUUGCCCACAACAAGAAGCAGCAGGUUGAGCACGAGUUGUUUGCCAAGGAGCUGAACUCGUCGAUCAAGGUGGAGGCCAAUGAUGCUGAUGUGAUCCAUGGCGGUGAGUCUGUUUCCACAGAACCAGUGAACCUUCAGGAACCGGGCUCCAAGCCUGUGGAUGUUGCUAACAAGCACGCUGGCAAGCCAAGCAAGACUCCUAACACUGAGAAGUACGUUCAGUCUUCUACCAAUCCCGAGAUUAACCAGGCCUCCGUGGUGAACAUGGGAGAGAACGAGGUCGACCAUAAGGUCAGUCCGGUUAACCCACAAGAGAGAGUUGAGAACGACGUGGAACACGACGAGGUGAAGAGCUCUGGCUCGAGCGUCAACCCAACCACGGUUCUUGCCGUUUUGGGCUUGGGCGGUAUCGCCGGCUACUUUGCCUUUGGCCUGGGCCCUCGUGAAAGCAAAUCCGAAGCUAAGAAAUAA